GAUGCUGUGAAGGCCAAGGCUGAGGAGAUGGCUGGCAAGGGCCAGAGGCAUUGGGUUUUAGAUCAUCUUCCCGAUAUCCUUCAUUCCCAAGACUUCCACUUUGAUGAUGAAGCUUCACCCCAGAGAAGGCUGAUGGAGCUGUUGAUAGAGGCAUCCUAUGUGGAUGGAAAGACUUUCAUAUAUGAAGAGCAUCUUCUUUGUAUUAAUGUCUCUGAACGCCUCUUUCCCUUGAACACCCUCAAUGAUGUAAAGGAGAUUGGUCAGGUUUUUCUUGAUAUAUUGCAGUGUAUGUUUUUUUUCUUGACACCAUUUUCCUCCUUCAAGCUACAAUCUAAAGCAUGUCAAUUUAGGUCAUUGAUGGCUCUUUGAUCACCCAAUGAUUCUCCACUGUGAUAUCAGUAUGACCAAUGUGAUGUAUCGAAGGAGACAUAGGCAAGUCUGUGGUGUCCUCAAUGAUUUCGACCUCUCCUCUUUUCUUCCUCUCCGAGAUGCCUCAUCUCUCCAUCAUACAGGUACUGCACCUUAUAUGGCCUGUGACCUUCUGCAUGCAACCGACAUCAGCCAUCUGUAUUGUCAUGAUAUCGAAGCCCUGUUCUAUGUCUUGAUGAUGCUCUGCUGUCGUUACAAGAUUGUGUGCUCUGACAAGGGGUCCACAAUGAAGGAAUUGAAAAUGGAAAAGGGGAAGAAACCACCAUUUUCUGACUGGUUAGACCGAAUGAUGAUGUGGGAAGCCCUAUCUAGGCAGAAGAGAUGCUUCCUAGCUGAGGACAUGCCCAUUCCUACUUUGACAUCAUUUUCUGCCUUUCUUCCUUGGCUUCAAGACAUCUGGGUUGCAUUUGGUGAUGGUUUCCAUGCACAGACCAAAUCCAAGAUUCAACCCAAUCUGAAACGAAAGAUUCCUGCAAAUUUCAUUCCACUGAGUGAGCAUGAUCUUACAAAUUGUCCCAGCAGCAUCCAGAUCCCUGUGCCCUUUGAUGAAGAGACGCUCGGCGGAUAUGUUGUCUACUCGGACUUUUUGGCGAUCAUGUCAGAUAUUGGUGGCCACUCCCUAGUUAUUAAAAAUGAUCAGUAGUGAAGCCUAACAUCUCAGAGGUUGAACAAGUGUAUAUUCACAUAGAUAGGCAUACAAAGUUGCAU
Desarmillaria tabescens is the source of this 1137-nucleotide messenger RNA. RefSeq lists its product as uncharacterized. The transcript has a single exon. The coding region runs from base 401 to 1072 and encodes 223 amino acids. The record is from RefSeq and is a predicted model, not a curated record. NCBI's taxonomy places the organism in Eukaryota, Fungi, Basidiomycota, Agaricomycetes, Agaricales, Physalacriaceae.